AUGUCAACAUCCACAUCGAUACCCGCAUCCACAUCUACCGCUAGGCGUCAAAUCCCGUACCAGCCGCGCUCAUCCCCAUCUACCACUCCCUUUCCCUAUAAUGCCAAAGACCUUGAACCGAUGGACGAUUCACCCGAUGAGAUAUUCUAUUCGGAACCUCGCUUCGUCACUCAUAUAGAUGAUGGGGCAAUAACCGCAUUGCGAUCCUAUUUCGCAGAGGUGUUACCUACAACCGAAGGAUCGAGGAUACUAGAUAUGUGUACAAGUUGGAUAAGUCAUUAUCCACCACAGGUAGAGAAGGCUGUCGAAGAUGGAUGUAUAGAGGUAGUAGGAGUAGGAAUGAACAAUGAGGAGAUGAAAUACAAUAAAGUGUUAAAAGGGAAAUACGUAGUCAAAGACCUUAAUCGAGAUCCAAUGGUAUCCGGCUGGCCAGGUGAUGAAGAUGGAGAAAGAGAGAUCUUGGAUAGUACGACGUGUACUGUAUCUAUCGAUUAUAUAACGAAACCAUUAGAAGUUCUUACGAGUCUCAGAGAAAGGACGAAAAAGGGUGGAAGUGUACAUCUGAUCAUCAGUAAUAGGUGUUUUCCCAGCAAGGUUGUUGGAAGAUGGAUGGGAAUAUACGAGGAUGAUAGAUUGAAUAUGGUUGGAGAUUAUCUCGCUUGGAGUGGGUGGAAAGGGAUUGAGAUUUUGGUGUUGAAAGAGGGUUCGAGGUUUACGAGAGGUGAUCCGUUAUGGGUGGUGAGAGGGUACAAGGAGUGA
Messenger RNA from Kwoniella mangroviensis CBS 8507, 759 nucleotides. RefSeq lists its product as uncharacterized. Bases 1 to 759 code for a protein of 252 amino acids. Lineage: Eukaryota; Fungi; Basidiomycota; Tremellomycetes; Tremellales; Cryptococcaceae. The transcript has a single exon. The record is from RefSeq and is a predicted model, not a curated record.